UGUAUAGACGUGUAUACAAGUAUUUGCGAGUGUGUGAUUCUAUUUACUAAUACUGUUCACCAGCGUGCGCGGUUAGAUAUCAGGUUAAUUCAACCAGAUAACUACCCUGCGAUUACUCAGCCUCCGCAUUUUAUUGUAUUACUAAAAUACCUUGUUGGUAUUUAUACUUUGGUAGUGGUUUAUUUUACAUUUACUUUUAGAAAGUGGGACUUCGUCUAUAAAGAAAAACCCUAUCCCCCUUUGCUGGUUUUCUCUUCUGUUAAAUGUUAUAUUGGAGCCUUUUCUAAUGCUAUUCUUAAUAACUGGAACGAUAUAUCUCUAAAAGAUGCUCUACUAUCUUUAAUAGCCAUUGGAUUGAUUUACUGCAGUCUUUUUUUUAAAGCCUUUUUAACUGAAUGUGCUUAUUCUAAAAUAUUAUACUAUUCCAUAUCGCCUAGAUGUCUGGGAAAGGCAUAUCUGUCUUAUAUAGUUAUGGACCGUAUUCUUUAUGUACUGGAUGUUAUCCUUCAUAUUGGUUUUGUACGACAAUGA
This is a messenger RNA of Phycomyces blakesleeanus NRRL 1555(-), 531 nucleotides long. RefSeq lists its product as hypothetical. The transcript has 5 exons. The annotation marks the transcript as partial. NCBI's taxonomy places the organism in Eukaryota, Fungi, Mucoromycota, Mucoromycetes, Mucorales, Phycomycetaceae. The record is from RefSeq and is a predicted model, not a curated record.